Messenger RNA from Passer montanus (Eurasian tree sparrow), 1335 nucleotides. RefSeq names its product dual specificity phosphatase 12 (gene DUSP12). Lineage: Eukaryota; Metazoa; Chordata; Aves; Passeriformes; Passeridae. Gene Ontology annotation, molecular function: protein tyrosine/serine/threonine phosphatase activity. Gene Ontology annotation, cellular component: nucleus. The record is from RefSeq and is a predicted model, not a curated record. Gene Ontology annotation, biological process: protein dephosphorylation.
GCCGUGCCGGGGGCGGCGCUUCCCGCCCGGCUCCCGCGGCCAUGGCGGCUCCCGCCGGGAUGGUGCCGGUGCUGGCGGGGCUCUACGUGGGCGGCGCGGAGUCCUGCUCGUCCCCGGAGGCGCUGUCGGCGGCGGGGGUGGUGGCGGUGCUGACGGUGGACGCGGAGGAGCCGCCGGCCGUGCCGGGCGUGCGGACCAUGCACGUCCGGGCGCGGGACGAGCCCGGCGCGGACCUGCUGAGCCGCCUGGACGAGUGCGCCGCGUUCCUGGGCGCGCCCGCCCGCCCGGCCGGGGCCCCCCUCACCACCCCGCUCUGCUCUCGCCCCCGCCGCAGGGUGAACCCCGGCUUCCAGGGGCAGCUGAAGCUCUACGAGGCGAUGGGGUGCGCCGUGGACACCAGCAGCGUCCUCUACAAGCGGUACCGGCUGGAGAUGCUCAGCGAGAGGUUCUCCGAACCUCAAGACUUGCCCCGAGAAGUCUUUGCAGUUGAUCCUACCACUGUAUGUCAGACUUUGAACACAGAGGUUCUCUACAGAUGCAGGAAAUGCAGACGCGCUCUGUUCCGUAGCUCCAGCAUUUUGUCCCACACGGAAGGAAUGGGACCGACAGCCUUUGCCCACAAGAGGAUAGCAGAGUCUGCUCGGCUUUCUGGGAAUGGCCAGGAAAAGUGCACCUCGUACUUCAUCGAGCCCGUGCAGUGGAUGGAGCCGGCAUUGCUCGGAGUGAUGGAAGGACAGCUUCUGUGUCCCAAAUGCACGUCGAAGCUGGGCUCCUUCAGCUGGAGGGGGGACCAGUGUUCCUGUGGCCGCUGGGUGACGCCGGCCUUCCAGAUCCACAAAAGUCGAGUGGAUGAAGUGAGGACGUUGCCUGUUGGUAACUUCCAGACUGCCAAAACGUGAACUCAUCACUUCACUUGAUGGAUUUCUUAACAGCUACUGAGAACUACUAGUCCAUGGUUGCCAGGAAAUGAGCUUAUGACUUUCAGCCCUUUGCAAGGUGGUGGAAUGACUUGAACACCUUCAGUUUGCCGUAUCUCUUAAUAUAUUCUAUGAAAUACCAGAACACUUUCUUCAAAGAGGUGUUACAGAGUGGUCAAAUCUACAAAAUGGGCCAAAUGUGAUGUUUUUAGUGUAUUCUUUAUUUAUGUGUUGCUAUUCAGAGAAGGUCUCAACACCUUAUUCAAAAGGAGUUGCUGUGGCCAGUAGUGCUGCUCAGCUUCUGAUCCAAAGUGCCAAGUGCCCUCAAAUGGUACAAUUACAGUUGUUUUGCAUGCAUGGCAGCAAAAUACAAACUUACAGUUACACUUCCCUUGUAUUAAAAGUAAUCCUAAAAAUA